ACCAAUAAAAUGAUGGCCAGAAUUCGGAGUAUGAGUUUCUUAACGUUGCUAUGCGUCAUCGUCGGCUGUUUGAUUGCAUCACCAAGUGGCGCUGCCGCGCAGCAUCUGGUCGCGUACAUCUCACAACACGGCUUGCAUGGUGAACUAACGUUUCGUCAGUUAAAUGGCACGACCGUGGAGAUCAAAGCCAACUUAAUGGCCACACUACAGUAUCCUGAUCAGGCUUGGAGUUGGGUGGUGCGGCGUUUUCCCGUCGACUACACCAAUAUCAAUCCAGAUGAACGUUGUGAGCUCAGCCGGCUAGGAUCACAAGUUCUCAACUUCGAUGAUGAUCUGGACUAUUUGGUGUUGCCUGGGAAUGAGACGGCGACCUGGCACCGUGAAAUGCAACUCAUCGGCGAUCGUGGCAUCUGGGGGAAAUCUUUGGUCUUAACCGAGCUCAGCUCAAAUGCACGCAUUUGUGCGACCAUCACAACUGUGCAGAGUUCUGUGGAGCAUAUGGCAGAAGCGCGUUUUAAUACGCCUAUUGCAGGCUCUGUCUACUUUCGUUGGCUAGCCCCGGUGGACGGCGAAAGCGGAGAUACACUGAUCUACUCCGAUCUAUAUCAUGUUCAGGCACAGCCGCCAGAAUUUGAAGAAAAUGAAAGGCGAAAGGAGUUCACGCAGCAUCACUGGAAAAUAUUUGUGACGGACAUUUUCAAACAUGAUCAUCAUCGCACUGAGGAUAACUGUAAUUUUCUGCAGUUGGUCUUCGAUCCGCAGGGUAAGGGGGCUGGUCUGGGUAUUGGCGAUCUGGAUACUCGUUUAGGUAGAAUUGGCGUAGCCAAGAAUGCUCUUCAGACGGCUCAGCGAAGCGUAUUCCGCGAUGCACAGCUUGCACUGCUACCCUCUGACUUAACCAUACCGCAUCGAACGCUCUAUCUGGUGAUCUACGACAAUCAACAUCCGGACAACUUUCUGGCAUGCACCAAGAUACGACGCGUACAAAGGCUAACGCAUAAAGCCUUUAUCAACCAAGGUGGCGUUCAAGGAGAAGUUACCUUUAUACAACGCUCUAAAUUUGAUCCUACCUUCCUUAACUUUACGCUCGGCGCACCCGGUAAGUUUAGGCAGCAGGUGAGCCAAAAGUUUGCCGCAGAUGUGGCCGCCUUUCGCUUGCACAAUCUGCCGCCGAUACCACAUCGAGCCGGUCAUGCCGAUUACUGCUCCACUACGGGCGAAUUGUACAAUCCAAGUGAACUAUCACAAGAGAAUCUUCCACCACCUGGCUACGGUACGCAGGAGCAAUAUGCCGUAGGCGAUCUUAGCGGGAAACUACAUGGUCGCAAUAAGGAGUACUACCAUCAAUACGUUAUUCCCGGUACUAGUUCCGAGCUAAGUGGUCUCUACUGGGACGUAUAUUUGCCCCUGCAGGGCAGGCACAGCAUUGCGCAUCGCAGUCUGGUCAUUUACACUCAUAAUCGCACCGAUGUUCAGAAUAUUACCCAAAGCAUCUGGGCAUGCUCUCCGCUCAACCAGUACCAACGCAAUGGCAUUUAUCAGCAGAAUAUGUUUACAGCCCAAGUACUCUUUCGCUACCCGGUGGUAGGUCGAGUGUUGUUGCGUCAACCUGCUGAGCAACCAUGGCAGGACACGAUGGUACUCUUUGAGUAUCUCAUACAGGCGGACGGAUCCUCACAGAACAGUAGCUAUGACCAUCGAUGGGCCAUCCACAGUAACCCGCCAGGCAAGGAUUUCUAUGAUUGGCAGCAGCGCUGUGUCUCUGCCGGUGAUGUAUUCAAUCCCUUUAAGGUGGAUUGGGGCAAUCGGAGUGCAGAUGAAUAUUGUCGUCCCCAUCUGCCAGCCAUGUGCAAACUAGGUGCUUUGGAUGCACGUCUUGGCAGACUGACCAUAGCGGGUGGGAAACGUAUGGCGCAGAAACUUAGUCGUCGAAUGUUUAUAGAUUCGAAUUUGCCGCUCUCGGGCAGGCAUAGUGUACUAGGGAAAUCGCUGGUCAUCUACGAUGAUUUUGGACCCAAAGCACGUGGCGAACGGCUAGCCUGCUCCAGCUUAAUUGGCCACUAUCGACGCAAGGUGGUGGCAAAAGAUUGGUAUGCUAAUGGAGAUGCAUUGACGGUCAGUGGCAAGGUGGAGAUUACCCAGCAGUCCGAGUACGACAUGAGCAAUGUGGAGGUGCAGCUAAAGGGAUUACAGGAUAAUAGUGGCUAUCACGUACAUAUGACACCCGUGGAGGCGAAUUUGGCGUUUCCUUGUGAAGAAACAACUCUCUAUGGGCACUGGAACCCAUUGGAAAUAAAUCCCAAGUCAUCACCGCCGCCAAAACAGGGCACAAGUGAUCAGUAUGAGAUGGGCGAUCUUAGCGGAAAAUUCGGCGUACUAAAUGGACUUAUGCAGUACGAGGAUAGCUAUAACGACACAAAUUUGCCGCUUUUCGGCUAUAACAGUAUCAUCGGUCGAUCAGUGGUGAUUCACAAGAAGGAACGGAAUGCUCGAUGGGCUUGUAGCACAUUGGAACGUGGCUACAGCCCCAAUGAGGCUCGGGAGCUGCGCGCCAUCGCCUCCUUCCAUCAUCCCACGGGCUAUGCCUAUGGCUAUGUAAAGAUGACUCAACUCGUCCACAAUGAUGGCAGUCAGUCGGAGACAGUUAUUGAGGUAAAGCUACGACAUCCGGGCAAGAACGACCGGAACUCCACACGCAAUCACAAUUGGCAGAUUUUUGUGAAUCCGGUGGGCGUGGAUGCGGCUGUUAAGCCAACUAGCACACGUUGCGUGGCUGGUGGCUACGUAUGGAAUCCCUUCUACACACAAUUGGCGGAUCCUUUAAACCUUGAUCUGUAUGAGCAAGAAUGUGGGCCAGAUAAUCCUUUGCGUUGCUAUGUGGGGGAUGUGGGCGCUCGUCUUGGGACUAUAGACCUUGGUGGCGAACGAAUGGUUUUCACCGAUUCGAACUUUCCGCUCGAAUCCCCCGUGGGAGCGAUUGGACGUUCAAUUGUUAUCUUCGGUCCCGAGCACUCACAUGAGCGUUUUGCCUGUGCCAACAUAGAACCUGAUCAUAACGUCAUUAAGUACAUCAACUUACAAAAGCCACCGCGAUUUGUUGUUGCGCAAUUCCUAGAGGAGUUGCGCAGUGUUAUGGGCAUUCCCGAAUGGAUGCUGGACGUGGAUGCACGUAAGACGAAGGAACUGCAUGGAGGUUCUUGUAUACAAAUGAUCAUACAUUUCAAAGGACCUUUGGCGCACCGGCUAGAACUUGAUAUGUCACGUCUUAUAGCGGCCGGGCGCUUAGAAGCCCCAAGUCUCUUUAUUCCGGGUUACGUUAAUGCUAAGCGUAAGGCAACUAUUUCAUAUCGCACGUGUGGCGUCAGAGAACCCAAUGAGAAGCGUACGAAGAUCAGAAAAGGCGGAUUUAGUUAUUCAAGCGUCGGAAAAACAGCACAGCCAAAGUCUUAUGUGUUAGCAAUACCAUUCAUUGGAAUAGUUUAUAGAGCAUUAUUGUAAGUUCUGCAAAGUAAAUAUCGUAAUUCCCAAUUUGUUGUAUAUAUGUAAGUAUAUAUGUGAAUGUAAAAAAAAUUGUA
Scaptodrosophila lebanonensis is the source of this 3575-nucleotide messenger RNA. RefSeq lists its product as uncharacterized. Gene Ontology annotation, molecular function: metal ion binding. The record is from RefSeq and is a predicted model, not a curated record. The transcript has 8 exons. The coding region runs from base 10 to 3498 and encodes 1162 amino acids. NCBI's taxonomy places the organism in Eukaryota, Metazoa, Arthropoda, Insecta, Diptera, Drosophilidae. Gene Ontology annotation, biological process: superoxide metabolic process.